ACCCGCUGCCUCCAAUUUCUCUCUCUCCACCAAAUAGCAACCGUCUUACAUUUCAUUCUCUCUGCCUCACUGUUUCCACCUUCAAAUUCCUCUACUUUGGACCCUUUUUUUGGGGACCCUUUUAACUGUUGUAGCCAUAAUUUUCCCUUAGAAAACCAGCAACAACUUUUUCUUUUUAUAGCACUUGUAGCUUUGUUUAUAAGUGCUGAGUUUGCUUAGUGUUUUUUGGGAGAUUUAACAUGGAGAAAGAUUUGGAUGAUUGUGAGUUUUGGUUACCACCACAGUUUCUUACUGAUGAUGACCUUUUGAUGGAUUUUAAGAAGACCCAUCACUAUGUUAGUGACGCUAAAAAUGAUUUUCAGAGUGAGUUUGCUUAUGGGUUUAACCCUUUUGGUCCUCACUCGGAUCUGAGUUCUCCUGUUGAGUCUGUAGUUGGCUCAGCUGAGAACGAAAGUGAUGAAGAUGAUUUUGUCACUCGCAAAAUGGGUUUCUGUACUCUGCAAGAUAACACUAAGGGAUUGCGUUUGUCCGGUUCGCCACAAUCGACGUUGUGUGGUUGCAAGCAAGGGUCAAGCCGUGGAAGCCCGAAUUGUUUAUCUCAGGCUUCGUCUCCACCACCGAUGAACAGGCCCGAUGUGUCGUUGGAUCUGCUUUAUGCGGCUGCCGGAGAAGUAGCAAGGAUUAGAAUGAUGGAGGAGUCAGCUGGACUUUACCAUAGCAAAGGUGGAGGAAUUUGGUCUGCUCCUCCAAGGAAAACAAGUCCUGUACCUGUUGGGCCCAAAACCCCCAAGCCAAAUCUUGGUCAUUUCAGUACAAAUCAGGCUCAACUUUCUUACCAGCAGUUGCAGGUGGCUCAAUUUCAGCGAUUGAAGCAACAGCAAAUGAUUAAGCAAGGACAGGGUGGAUAUAGACAGUUUUCAUUGAACCAAAGUCACCAGCAAAUGUUGGAAAACAGGGCGAGAAAUGGCGUUAAAGGGGCUUUGAACUUGCCAAACUCAGCGUGGCCUACUUUGCAACAGUCUACACAGCAACAACACCAGCAGCCUCAUCAUGGCUCAGGCAUGCGCGCUGUUUUCCUUGGUAACCCUGGUGGGCCUAAAAGAGAAUGUGCUGGUACUGGGGUCUUUUUGCCUAGACGAGUUGGUACCCAAACUGAAUCACGAAAGAAACCAGGUUGUCCAGUUAUAUUGCCAGACAGGGUGGUCCAGGCCCUGAAUCUGAAUUUAGAAGCCAUGGAUGCAGCAGCUAGACCACAAUCUCAGGUUCAAACCAGAUGUCACAGUGGGGAUAAUCUUGAUGGUGGCUUGAAAUAUCGAAACAACGCGGUGGCCGCAGCAGCAGGACAACAAAGGAGAAAUCAAAGAACGCACCCAGUGGAACUGCAACUUCCUCAGGAAUGGACUUACUGAUGGGGAAAUAAUAAUGCUAGUUUUUUUUUUUUUUUGGUUGAAGCAGGAAAGGGAUUUGUUUGUUUCUUUUUUGGGUACUAAAGAUUUGAAGAAGUAUAGGGGGUUAGGAAUAUAGUGAUGACGACGAAGUUUGUUUUAGUAGUUAAGCAAAUGGGGCUUUUUUGGUGUUAGUAUAUUAGGGGGUUAAGAAGAAUAAUGGCGGAUAUGAGAUUUUUCUAUGGUUGGUAUUUAGGUUUUAGGUUAAUAUUAGUAAGGAAAAAAUUAAGAUAAUAGUUUAUAUUUUUGCAAGUUUAAAGGUCAAGAGAUGGAUGAAAAAGGGUUGGGCUCAUGUUUUGGUUGGAAGAGUUGCAAUUCUUUCCCAUUUCAUAUUUUAUUACUGUCAAGUGUAACGUGUACCUGUCUAUAUUGGCAUAUGGGUCAAGGUAUACUUAAUCAAUAAUUAAUAUCAUUAUUUACAUUUAUUGCCAAAA
Molecule: messenger RNA, 1879 nt
Organism: Capsicum annuum
Lineage: Eukaryota; Viridiplantae; Streptophyta; Magnoliopsida; Solanales; Solanaceae
Exons: 5
Coding region: 240-1409 (389 amino acids)
Source: RefSeq, a predicted model, not a curated record